Molecule: messenger RNA, 730 nt
Organism: Ilyonectria robusta
Lineage: Eukaryota; Fungi; Ascomycota; Sordariomycetes; Hypocreales; Nectriaceae
Product: histone H2A
Exons: 3
Coding region: 111-518 (135 amino acids)
Cellular component (GO): nucleosome
Molecular function (GO): DNA binding; protein heterodimerization activity; structural constituent of chromatin
Source: RefSeq, a predicted model, not a curated record
CAAUCGUCACCACAACAGAACAUCUCGACCACUCCAUCUUUCGACCUCUCUCAUCCAAAACCAACCACUUUUCUCCCCAAAAAACCCCCCACCCCCAAACAACUUUCAAAAUGACUGGCGGCGGCAAGUCUGGUGGCAAGGCCUCUGGUUCCAAGAACGCUCAAUCGCGUUCUUCCAAGGCUGGUCUCGCGUUCCCCGUUGGUCGUGUCCACCGUCUCCUGCGAAAGGGCAACUAUGCUCAGCGUGUUGGUGCUGGUGCUCCCGUGUACCUGGCCGCUGUCCUCGAGUACCUCGCGGCGGAAAUCCUCGAGUUGGCCGGUAACGCUGCCCGUGACAACAAGAAGACCCGUAUCAUCCCCCGUCAUCUCCAGCUCGCCAUCCGAAACGAUGAGGAGUUGAACAAGCUUCUGGGACACGUCACCAUCGCCCAGGGUGGUGUUCUCCCCAACAUUCACCAGAACCUCCUGCCCAAGAAGACCGGUGGCAAGACUGGCAAGGGUGCGAGCCAGGAGCUUUAAAUGCGUCGUUUGGUUCUGCUUUAUUGCGAUGGUUGGCUGUUUGGGUUGUCAUGACAAAGGGGUCACGGUUCAGGGUUCACGGUUGCUUUAUUUACUUGCGCGUUAGGGUUGUACAAUAAUCCCCACGGCUAUGGUCAUGAAUGAGAAUACUUCAAAGAUCAAUUUACCUUCCCCCCUUUGCGUAGUGAAACAUUAAUUAUUUGCGUCUGGUG